UGCAAACCUAGAUGAAGAGAGAGAGGGUGAGAGGAGGGAGAGAGAGACAAGAGACUGGGCAAAUCUGCUUGUUCCUGCAACUAGAAGGGAGCGAUUUUAUCAUCUUCUCAUCCUCUCUCCUUCAGACCGAAACUUAAAUCUCCUCUCUUCAGGAUAACAUUUUUUGAGAUGUCUUUUAUAUUGGCAGCUCUUGACAAACUGGCUUUUUUUUUGUCUCUGAUAUCAUUUUGUGUCAGUCUGUCUUAUAGCUGGCUUAAAUGAGCACUAACUUCUGUGUUUGAAAAAUGUAUUCACUUUUUUUUGCAUUUUUGGCUGAUUGCAUGUGAAUUGAGAGAGCUUUUUAUUUUGGGAUGCACCUUUGAUCUGCAUCGGCUCUGAAUACUUUGGAAGUUGACCACUCUAAGUAUAACUGGUGAAAAAUGGACCCCUAUGAAAAUAAGAGGAUGGCACAACACAGUGUGUUGAGGGUAUGUCAGAUUCUGCUGUUGGCACUGUGCAUCUGUGCAAGUGAAGAUUUUGAUUGGACCAAAAAUGAAAAGGGAUCAUUUUACUAUGGCACAUUUCCUUCAGGAUUCUCUUGGGGCGCUGGCAGCUCAGCAUAUCAAACAGAAGGAGCAUGGGACAGAGAUGGAAAAGGAAAGAGCAUCUGGGAUGUGUUUUCCCAUAAGAAAGGGAACAUUCACCUGAAUGACACGGGUGACUCAUCCUGUGAAGGCUACUACAAAGUCAAGGAUGAUAUCUCACUGAUGAAAGACAUGAAGCUGAACCACUAUCUCUUUUCCAUCUCCUGGCCAAGGAUUCUGCCCAGUGGCAUUAAGACUGAAUACAUUAAUGAGAAAGGGAUAGAGCACUAUGGUAACCUGAUUAAUAUGCUUCUGGAGAACAGGAUCACACCAAUUGUGACGCUCUACCACUGGGACUUACCACAGGUUCUGGAGGAGAAAUAUGGAGGUUGGCAAAAUGCAAGCAUGGUCAACUACUUUAAUAAUUUUGCCAACCUGUGCUUUGAGAGAUUUGGCAACCGAGUCAAACACUGGAUCACCUUCAACAAUCCUUGGUCUGUUGCAGUAGAGGGUUAUGAAACUGGGGAACAUGCUCCUGGACUGAAGCUGAGAGGUACUGGAGCCUAUAAUGCUGCCCACAAUAUCAUUAAGGCUCAUGCUAAAGUCUGGCACACAUAUGAUGCCCAGUGGCGAAACAAGCAGAAAGGUAUGGUGGGCAUCUCACUGUCUGCUGACUGGGGAGAACCAGUAGAUGUCACCAACAAACAAGAUAUAGAUGCUGCUGAAAGAUAUGUUCAGUUCUACCUGGGAUGGUUUGCCACGCCACUCUUUAAUGGAGACUAUCCGCAAGUAAUGAAAGACUACAUAGGCAAAAAGAGUGCCCAGCAAGGCCUGAGUAGCUCUCGUCUGCCUAUUUUCAGCCCUCAGGAGAAAAGUUAUAUCAGAGGCACCUGUGACUUUCUGGGCAUCGGCCACUUCACUACUCGCUACAUCACACAGAAGAAUUUCCCCCUCAACCAUGGCAGCAGCUACUUUACUGACCGUGACCUUGCUGACCUGGUGGACCCACGCUGGCCUGACCCUGGAUCAGAGUGGCUCUACUCUGUGCCAUGGGGCUUCCGCCGUCUGCUCAACUUUGUGAAGACACAGUAUGGAGACCACAUGAUAUACGUGACAGGAAAUGGCGUAUCGGAGAAGAUGAUGUGCACAGAUCUUUGUGAUGACUGGAGAAUGCAGUACUUCAGGGAGUAUGUCAACGAAAUGCUCAAAGCGGUUAAAGAUGGAGUGAAUGUGAAAGGUUACACGGCUUGGUCAUUGCUGGACAAGUUUGAAUGGGAUGAAGGCUACUCUGAGAGAUUUGGCCUGUACUAUGUGGACUUUGGAGGCAAAAAUAAACCACGCUACCCAAAAGCUUCAGUUCAGUAUUACAAACGCAUCAUCAGCUCUAAUGGUUUCCCCAAUCAAAGAGAGAUUGAAAGCUGGAAAAGAAAGUCAAUGGAAACAUGCAUCUCAAGUAACCAGCUCCUUGCGGCAGCUAGAAGAAAAUCCAAGGAAAACAAGGAACAUGCAGGCUUGCCAAAGGUUUGGCCUGUGCAUGAUGAAGUUUAGGUACAGGAUUGACAUGUUGGUAUUCUGGGGAUCCACUGAUCAGCCACAUGGAGAUGGUCACAGAGAUUGUUGUCCCCACUGUGUGCACUUUCUGCAUUCUCCUCAGUGCGGUUUUGCUCAUGUUUUUGCUGAGAACACGAAUAUAAAUUGAACGCUUCACAGCUAAUCGACUAAAUUUUUUCACAUGAUGUGUCCACAGCAUUUCUCGUUUUCUUAUUAUUUAGAUAUUUCUUAUUAUUUAAAUAUACUAUUAUUAAAUAAUUGACAUGCAGAGACUACAUGUUUACAUGUCAUAUCAAAUAAAGAAAUGGUCCAAAUGUGCAUCUGUGUUGAAUUGUUGGACCAUCUAAACAUCUCAGCUCAAAUUACUCAAGAGGAUAAAUUGAGAUUUGGGUGUCUGAUAUGAGGAGAGAAAGUUUCAGAAAGUUUUUAAAAGCAAUAUU
Messenger RNA from Xyrauchen texanus (razorback sucker), 2554 nucleotides. Its product is annotated as lactase-like protein. Gene Ontology annotation, molecular function: beta-glucosidase activity. Lineage: Eukaryota; Metazoa; Chordata; Actinopteri; Cypriniformes; Catostomidae. The record is from RefSeq and is a predicted model, not a curated record. The coding region runs from base 420 to 2111 and encodes 563 amino acids. The transcript is spliced from 15 exons. Gene Ontology annotation, biological process: carbohydrate metabolic process.